Molecule: messenger RNA, 2283 nt
Organism: Leishmania major strain Friedlin
Lineage: Eukaryota; Euglenozoa; Kinetoplastea; Trypanosomatida; Trypanosomatidae
Product: putative surface antigen protein
Exons: 1
Coding region: 1-2283 (760 amino acids)
Biological process (GO): hormone-mediated signaling pathway
Cellular component (GO): plasma membrane
Source: RefSeq, a predicted model, not a curated record
AUGGCGCAGUGCGUGCGUCGGCUGGUGCUGGCGGCGACGCUCGCCGCUGCGGUGGCGCUGCUGCUGUGCACGAGCAGUGCGCCGGUGGCGCGUGCUGCUGGGACGGGCGACUUCACUGCGGCGCAGCGGACGCACACGCUGGCGGUGCUGCAGGCGUUUGGGCGUGCGAUCCCUGAGCUUGAGAAGAAGUGGACGGGCAACGACUUCUGCUCGUGGGACCACGUAGCGUGCGUGUCAGUCGACGUCUUCGUAGGUCUCAAUGUUUCGACGUAUGCCGGCACGCUGCCGGAGAUACCUGUGAACGUCGACUACAGGCACGUCAUGAUCCGGGACCUGGGGUUCUGGAAUAUGCCACUGCUGAGCGGGACGCUGCCGGACAGCUGGAGCAAACUGGGAGGACUGCUCUCCGUUACGUUCUCGGGCUGCGGCGUGAGCGGUACACUGCCCGCCUCAUGGGGCUUGAUGGUUCGUUUACGUGCCUUGACUGUGGGAAAUUGCAGGCACCUCACCGGCAGCCUGCCUUCUGAGUGGAGCUGGCUGCCUAAUUUUCAAAUUCUGGUGCUGAGGCAACUGCAGCUGAGCGGUACGCUGCCGGCUGAGUGGAGCCGGGUGACGUCAUUGCUUGAGCUGGAGAUCGUUGCUGCAGGCGACAUCACCGGCACGCUGCCGGCUAAGUGGAGCUCGAUAAAAUCGCUGAGAACUCUUAAUCUGGAGGGUACUCAGGUCUCCGGCACACUGCCCUCGGGAUGGAGUGAGAUGAAAUCGCUGACCAGUCUCGAGCUGGAGGGUACUCAGGUCUCCGGCACGCUGCCUCCAGGAUGGAGCUCGAUAAAAUCGCUGAGAACUCUUAAUCUGGAGGGUACUCAGGUCUCCGGCAGUCUGCCGCCCCAGUGGGUCUCGAUGGCAUCGCUGAGAACUCUUAAUCUGGAGGGUACUCAGGUCUCCGGCACGCUGCCCCCGGGAUGGAGUGAGAUGAAAUCGCUGACCAGUCUCGAGCUGGAGGGUACUCAGGUCUCCGGCACGCUGCCUCUAGGAUGGAGUGAGAUGAAAUCGCUGAGAACUCUUAAUCUGGAGGGUACUCAGGUCUCCGGCAGUCUGCCGCCCCAGUGGGUCUCGAUGGCAUCGCUGAGAACUCUUAAUCUGGAGGGUACUCAGGUCUCCGGCACACUGCCCCCGGGAUGGAGUGAGAUGAAAUCGCUGACCAAUCUCUAUCUGGAGGGUACUCAGCUCUCCGGCAGUCUGCCCACGGAAUGGAGAGGGAUAAAAUCGCUGACCAAUCUCUAUCUGAAAGGUACUCAGGUCUCCGGCAGUCUACCGCCCCAGUGGAGCUCACUGACAUCGCUGAGAACCCUUGAUCUGGAGGGUACUCAGGUCUCCGGCAGGCUGCCGCCCGAGUGGAGCAGGAUGUUGAGUGCCGAGAACCUGCAGCUGGAGCACUGCGACCUGUCCGGCAGUCUGCCGCCCGAGUGGUCUGCGAUGCCAAGGCUGCGUCUUGUCGGACUGAGGGGCAACCGCUUCUGCGGGUGUGUGCCGGAGUCGUGGGCCAACAAGGCUGAUCUUGCUGUGGAAAUCGAGGACAAGCACAAGGGCAGCGACUGCUUGGCUGGUAAGGACUGCACAACGACCACCACUAAGCUCCCCACCACGACAACGACCACCACUAAGCCCCCCACCACGACAACGACCACCACAAAACCCCCCACCACGACCACGACCACAACUAAACCCCCCACCACGACCACGACCACCACUAAGCUCCCCACCACGACAACGACCACCACAAAACCCCCCACCACGACAACGACCACCACUAAGCUCCCCACCACGACAACGACCACCACAAAACCCCCCACCACGACAACGACCACCACGACAACGACCACCACGACCACGACCACCACUAAGCCCCCCAUCACGACAGCGACCACCACUAAACCCCCUACCACGACCACGACCACCACUAAGCCGCCGACCACGAUAACGAGCACUACUAAGCUGCCCACCACAACCACCACUGAGGCACCGGCUGAACCCACGACCACUGCUACCCCAACAAACACGCCGACUCCUGCACCAGAGACGGAGUGCGAGGUGGAUGGGUGUGAGGUGUGCGAGGGGGACUCCGCUGCGAGGUGCGCGAGGUGCCGUGAGGACUACUUCCUGACGGACGAGAGGACGUGCCUGGUGUACUGCGAUGGCGGUGUUGCUGCUGUGUCGAGCGGAGUGGCGGCAGCAGCUGUUGUGUGCGUGGCUGUGCUGUUCAGCGUGGGGCUGGCGGCGUGA